Messenger RNA from Danio rerio (zebrafish), 296 nucleotides. It is a transcript of the gene efna5b, whose product is annotated as ephrin-A5b. Gene Ontology annotation, molecular function: ephrin receptor binding. Gene Ontology annotation, cellular component: membrane; plasma membrane. Gene Ontology annotation, biological process: cell communication; signaling; ephrin receptor signaling pathway. The record is from RefSeq and is marked validated. NCBI's taxonomy places the organism in Eukaryota, Metazoa, Chordata, Actinopteri, Cypriniformes, Danionidae.
CAGGUUUCAGCGUGGAGAUUACCACAUCGACGUGUGUAUAAACGACUAUCUGGACGUGUACUGUCCGCAUUACGAGGACUCUGUGCCGGAGGAGCGUACGGAGAGAUAUGUUCUCUACAUGGUGAAUUAUGACGGAUACAGCACCUGCGACCACACGGCCAAAGGAUUCAAGCGCUGGGAGUGCAAUCGCCCUCAUUCGCCCAACGGGCCGCUCAAGUUCUCGGAGAAAUUUCAGCUUUUUACACCCUUUUCUCUGGGCUUCGAGUUCAGGCCCGGACGGGAGUAUUACUACAUUU